UUAAGUUCUCCAGCUCACAGAACUCCACAUGAGACACACAUGAGGGCAGGACAUCAGCCCCUACGACACAAUGGUAAAGAUGAUGAUGAUGGCACCAGCACAGACUUAUUUGCUGCUCUAAAGAGCACAUUUCUUCGAUCUGUCUGUGUGACCACAAAGAAGAAGCCAUUGGAUGAUAAUCUGCGCUGCGCGGAUCUGGAGGACACUGAAUGGAAGUAAAUUAGACAAGAGGAGGCAGGCGUAAGAAACAAACGGAGGACCGCCUCAUUCAACACCGAGCUUUCUUUGGGUGUAGAGUUUCACUCCAGGAUUUUGUUUCGUUGGAGACAACACACUGUGGCACGAAAGGAUCUGGAUUUAACGGAGGGAGAGCCGGGAAGAAGCCGUUUUAUUGAGUCAUGAAGAAGAACGGUUCAACAAAGUGGGGACCUCAGGACACCAAUCAACAGCCCAUGCAGCCCGACAAAACUGGCUGGAUUCGCAAGUUCUGUGGCAAAGGAAUUUUCAGGGAAAUUUGGAAAAGCAGAUUUGUUAUUCUGAAAGGAGAGCAACUCUACAUUUCUGAAAAAGAGGUCAAAGAUGAGAAGAAAAUCCAGGAGGUGGUGGAUCUCACCGACUACGAGAGAUCUGAAGAACUUCGCAAGGCCAAAAGCAGGAGCAAAAAGAAUCACAGCAAGUUCACGCUUCUGCGUUCACGGCAGCCAGGCAACACGGUCCCAAAUCUGGUGUUUUUGGCUGUCAGUCCAGAAGAGAAGGAGUCAUGGAUCAAUGCUUUAAAUGCAGCCAUCACCAGGGCCAAGAAUCACAUAUUGGAUGAGGUGACAGUGGAAGAGGACAGCUUGUUGGCCCAUCCGACGCGUGACAGAGCUAAGAUACCCCACACUCGCCGUCUGCCCACCCGCGGGCACCUCAUGGCUGUGGCUUCCACCACAAACUCAGAUGGCAUGCUGACACUUGACCUCAUCCAGGAAGAAGACGUCCCUUCUGCACAGGAGCAGGUCUCUCAUGAGGAUACCCUCGAUAAAGAUGUUUCUCAGCAUACCCCAGAUACCCAGCGCUCCAUCACAGACACCUCAAAGCUCUCAACCUGUAAUGAGACCUCUGUUAAGUCCCAGAGUCUGCCGAGGAAAAGCGAGAGUGCCUUCGACUGGUUGGAGAACCAUAGUACGCUGCAGCUCCGCAAAAAAAUGCCUACAUCCGACAAGAACCGCUGUGCUUCCAUGGAUGAGAUCCUCACGCACUGUGAGACACGAGCCCUCCCUCACUGCUCAACUUCAGCGCCUGUGCAGCCCAUCAGCCAGCUACAGGACCUCAUCACCCAGAAGCUAGAAAGAACUCAAGAACUGCUAAUGGAGGUACGGGCGCAGGGCACAGGGAAGGGCUCACCGGCUGGGAAGAGCUCCAGGCCGGAGGGUCAGCGGAUGGAGGCGGAGAGGCUUCUGGAAGAGGCGGCGUCCACUUGGGGACAGGCUCGUGACGUGCUGGAGGAAGUAAAAGAACUCAGAGCUUUAUACAAGCAGCUUGACUCCGCCACUUCUGUCACACUCAGUCCUCCACAGAACGACAAACUAAAAAACCCGCAACAAGCAAAUCACCGGAAAAGCAUGAUGUGAGACUACAGAAAGUCCUCCAUUGCAUCAUUUUUCAAUGCACUCUUCCUGUUGACUGUUUUUUUAUCCCUGUAAUCAACAAAAAAUGAAUAACAUGAGCUAUA
Carassius carassius (crucian carp) is the source of this 1714-nucleotide messenger RNA. Its product is annotated as pleckstrin homology domain-containing family O member 1-like. Gene Ontology annotation, cellular component: ruffle membrane; muscle cell projection membrane. The transcript has 6 exons. The record is from RefSeq and is a predicted model, not a curated record. Lineage: Eukaryota; Metazoa; Chordata; Actinopteri; Cypriniformes; Cyprinidae. Gene Ontology annotation, biological process: regulation of myoblast fusion. Bases 399 to 1613 code for a protein of 404 amino acids.